Molecule: messenger RNA, 1115 nt
Organism: Ostrinia nubilalis (European corn borer)
Lineage: Eukaryota; Metazoa; Arthropoda; Insecta; Lepidoptera; Crambidae
Gene: gfzf
Product: glutathione S-transferase 1-1
Exons: 6
Coding region: 112-813 (233 amino acids)
Biological process (GO): glutathione metabolic process
Molecular function (GO): glutathione transferase activity
Source: RefSeq, a predicted model, not a curated record
UGGCGAUUGGCCGCCAAGUCGGCAAUCCGGCGCCGUAAUGAGAACGUAAUCCAUUCAUGCAUACAGUUACAGACACUGUGCAGCCACGGCGUUGAUCACACAACUAGAACCAUGGUCCUGAAAUUGUACGGAGUAUCCGAUGGCCCUCCAUCCCUGUCGGUGCGGCAGGCACUCACGCACCUCCAGAUUCCCUUCGAGCUGGUCAGCGUCGACUUCGGAGCUGGAGACCACAUGACGCCGGAGUAUGCUUUGAUGAACCCUCAAAAAGAAAUCCCUGUCUUGGAUGAUGAUGGCUUCUUCUUGGGAGAAAGCAACGCAAUUUUGCAAUAUGUUUGCGACAAAUUCAAGCCAGAGUCGCCCCUUUAUCCCAAAGAACCUAAAGCAAGGGCUCUCGUGAAUCAUAGGCUGUGUUUCAACCUGUCAACUUAUUACGCAAAUAUUUCUGCGUAUACGAUGGCACCCAUAUUCUUCGACUACGAGCGCACUCCCCUCGGCCUGAAGAAGGUGCAUAUUGCCCUUAACGUGUUCGAGACGUACCUGGAACGCCUGGGGACCAGCCAUGCGGCGGCUGACCACCUCACCAUUGCCGACUUCCAGCUCAUCAACUCUACCAUGACUCUUGAAGCCAUCGAUUUCGACUUCAGCAAAUACAAGAAAAUACACAAAUGGUACAAUGAUUUCAAAAAGGAUAACCCUGAUCUAUGGAAGAUCUCCGAGGAAGCCAUGAAGGAGAUCCAGCACUUCGCUGCCAAUCCGCCAGACCUGACCCACAUGGACCAUCCUAUUCAUCCAAUCCGCAAAAUUAACAAAUAAAUCCUACUUUUAACAUUUGUGAUAGAAGUAAUGUAACAUUUUUAAAUGAACUAAAAAAAUUGAGGAUUCCUUGCUUAACUGAUAGUGAAGUGCCUUAGAGAAUGAGUUUAAUGGAGAAGGCGGAUAUAAAUAUUCAGCUCAUAGGCACGUGUUUGAACAUAUUGAAGAGCAGCUCUACCCAGUCCCAGACACGCAUCUCUUCAUGUAUCCCAAACAGGAGUUGGAACAGCAGUCGCUGUGGUUCAUGCACUGCAAAGGAAUACAACAAAAUUUUAUAACUCUUAAUAAAUUGUUGAUAUAAA